UUUUAGUGGCCUUCCGACUCCAAGUGAGAUUCAUUUGGUUUACUUCCAGAUUCACCUCUCAUCGCCAUCGUAGUGUCUUCCACGGAGCUCCGCCCCUUGCCUAACCCAGAGUUCCUCAGCCGUAUUGGCUCACAAUACCCUAAUCCUCCUUCUCAGGACGUGUACUCAUCCCACGCGCUUGACCCAGUUCCCUUCCUUCUCCCCAUGACACCUCCGUCUCCACGCAAUAUCUUCGCGACACGCGCCAUCCAGGUUCCAGCUCCGCACCUGCCAACAUAGUCUUUCGUCACACGAGCCCUUCCAUGCCGCUUCCUUCACCUCCAGACCUUGACAUUGACAUCUCUCCGUUGACGAGCCCCUGGCUUGAGGCAUACCAUAACCAACGUCCCCCAAAUAAGCGCACGAUAUCGCCAAGUGCAGAAGAUGCGGCGCGUGCGGUGCGAAAGCGGGGACCCUCCAUGACUUCUCCAGUGCCAACAGUGAAACAACCUAUAAGACAUGCCAAGAGCGCAACGAAUACCCCUCUUCUGCGUUCCACAAGAUCUUGUCGGAAUAGCACCGUUAUGGAGACGGAUUCGCCGUCACCUGUCGACUUGUCGAUGCCGCCUCCCGCGCCUCCGGGACCUCGCCAAUCCCCUCCCAAUUCUGCAGCAUCGGGUACUCAUGAAGCGACAUCGCCGAUGACUCCGGUCACUCCCGCAAGCAUAAUGAAUCUUGGCCGUCUGGGUAUUAGCAGUAGCCUCACUACUACCGCAGCACCCACGUCUCAGAAAGCUGAUAGAGUAAAAGAACCCGCUAGGGCCAGGAAAACGCCUGAUAGCGGUGCACCAACAAAAGGAUCCAGGAAGGGCGCACUGCCGUUCAUCAGUCCUGGGCCUAAGCCGAUUUUACCAGCUGGGACGCCAUCAUCUGUAAAUGCAGGCUCUUCUGCACUCUCACCUACUGUUCCUAAUCGCAAGUCGCACAAGGACGCCGAACAAAAACGCCGUGAUUCUCUGAAGACUGCAUAUGACGAUUUGCGCGUUCUGCUCCCGCCAGUUCCGCUACCUUCCGAUGAAAACUUCCCUGAUGAACCGAUCCUUCCGGGUGCUUUACCCCCCAGAGGGCCACCGAAAGCUGGUGGUGAUGGUCCAAAUAAAGGUGUCAGCAAGCUGCAACUGCUCAGAUGCGGGAACGAUUUUAUUCGAACGCUCAAGGGUCGGGUAGAGCGUCGAGAUAGCGAAAUCGAGAAUCUGAGGAGAGAGGUGCUGAGACUGCGUGCCAUUGCUGGAGAUGUAGCCGGAGGGGAGCACAUAGAUCUAGAACAGGAUCUCGAUGCCAUUGAAGCUUAUUCGACUUUCCGCCAAACAUCAUUAGGUGCCGUUGCGGAGGAGGAUGACGCGGACGAUGCUGAAGAAUGAAGGGCAGGCUGCAGGUCUAUGCCAACUAUUUCCCUUGAUUUCUUUUUGUCAAAAUAUGUAUAGUUAUUGUUGCUAAAGAAAGGUUGACCCGAAUGAACAACCGGCCGGAACAGUAGUCGAAUAUUUAUAAGUCAGGCGUGCAGCCUAUCCUUGGGUGGG
This is a messenger RNA of Suillus subaureus, 1559 nucleotides long. RefSeq lists its product as uncharacterized. The record is from RefSeq and is a predicted model, not a curated record. Gene Ontology annotation, biological process: regulation of transcription by RNA polymerase II. Gene Ontology annotation, molecular function: protein dimerization activity; RNA polymerase II cis-regulatory region sequence-specific DNA binding; DNA-binding transcription factor activity, RNA polymerase II-specific. Bases 303 to 1400 code for a protein of 365 amino acids. Lineage: Eukaryota; Fungi; Basidiomycota; Agaricomycetes; Boletales; Suillaceae. The transcript has 2 exons.